Molecule: messenger RNA, 3223 nt
Organism: Hydractinia symbiolongicarpus
Lineage: Eukaryota; Metazoa; Cnidaria; Hydrozoa; Anthoathecata; Hydractiniidae
Product: hepatocyte growth factor-regulated tyrosine kinase substrate-like
Exons: 17
Coding region: 244-2955 (903 amino acids)
Molecular function (GO): metal ion binding; phosphatidylinositol binding; ubiquitin binding
Source: RefSeq, a predicted model, not a curated record
UUUUUGCGAACCGACUUUACUUUUCUAUUUCGAAUAAUAUACAAUCAUAUUACUUGGAAUUACUCUGCAAGCUUUAAUAAUUCACGUCAUCAAUUUUUUGCAGAUGCAAACAAAUUUGAAUUAGAAAUUAAUUUUUGAUAAUGUAUUUACAUCUUUUGUUUAUCAUCACAUGGUUGUUAUAAAACAGUUCAGUGCUAUAACUGAUAAUUCUUUCUUUUUUAGUAUUAGAAGAAAAACAAAACAAUGAGUUUUCUUGGUGGCGGUGGAAAAGCGAACUUUGAUAGACUUCUAGAGUCAGCUACAAACCAGAUUAACUUAGAACCAAAUUGGGCAACAAAUUUGGAAAUUUGUGAUUCAAUCCGACAAAAUGAUGUUACUAUAAAGUAUGCAGUAGCAGCAAUGAGAAAGAAAAUAAAGGAUCCCAAUCCUCAUGUUUCUAAAUUUUCUUUAAUCGUUUUGGAAACCUGUGUAAAGAACUGUGGCCAAUCUUUGCAUGAAGAAAUAGCUACACAUGAAUUCAUGGAAGAUAUGAGAACUUUAGCUCAGACUGGGAGUGCACCUGUAAAAGAGCAAGUUCUUUCCAUGUUGCAAGCAUGGAAUCAUGCGUUUCGAAAUAAUACAAAAUUCCAACCAAUUCUUGCAACAUACAACUUGAUGAAAAUGGAAGGUUAUCAUUUCCCCCCUCUUAGUGAGAGUGAUGCAAUGUUUUCUGCAGAUGUGGCACCCACUUGGAAAGAUGGUGAUGUAUGCCACAUGUGUCGAGUAAAGUUUGGAACCUUCACCAGACAGCAUCAUUGUCGAGCAUGUGGGGAAGUGUUUUGCUCCAAAUGCUCUUCAAAACAGUCGAUCAUUCCUAAAAUUGGUAUUGAGCGUGAAGUGCGUGUUUGUGACCCAUGUUAUGAUGAAAUCAAUCCAAACGGAGGAAAUCUGGAAGCUGAUGGCGCAAGACCAAGAAGUGACUCCUCUGAAUUACCGGCUGAAUAUCUUAGUUCUGAUUUAGCAAAAGAAGCACAGACGAAACCAAAGUUAAGCGAGACAGAAGUGAAAGCUCAAGAAGAAGAGGAGAUGCAACUUGCACUGGCACUCUCCCUGAGCGAAGAAGAAUCAAACAAGAACGCUUCUAAAAAUUGGUCUGCAAGAACAAAUCUUUAUGAAAUGCCAAAAAGUGAACCUGUUGUUGAAACUAGGAAAGCUGAACCACGGAACACACUUUUUUCCAAUGCGGCUCAGAGUUUACAAUCAAUGAAUGAAAGUGAAAAUUCAGAGCUGUCAAAAUACUUGGAUCGUUCGUAUUGGGAAAGGAAAAGUGCUGAAAACAACAACACAAGACAGCCAUCUGCUCCUGUUGUGCAAGAAAACUCAGUUGAUGUAGCUGUAAAUAACUAUGCUACUGAAUCUGACUCAGAUGAAGAGGUGGUCAAUUCAGACGUCUUUAUCCAAACAAUGGAAAAAAGUAUUGAGAAGUUUGUGGAACGAAUGAAUACAGUUUGUAUGAAGGGAAAACACAUUGCAAUGGACUCAACAGUGCAGUCGUUAUUCCAAUCACUUAGUGUAAUGCAUCCACAACUUAUAAAACUACUAGAAGAUGAAGAAGACUCAAAGGCCAAAUAUGAAGCUAUGUUGCAGAAGUUGGCAGUCAUCAGAGAAGCAAGAGAGUCGUUGAAUGACAUGCGUGCGCAAUAUCAAGAAAAAACACGUCAGCAAGAGUUAGAACAAGAGAUGUUGCGUAGAAUGCAAAUGGAACAGAAGCUAGAGUUAAUGAGACAGCAGAAACAGGAAUAUCUGGAGUACCAGCGUCUAUUACAAGUCCAACGUCAACAAGAUUUAGAUGUAUAUCAGCAAGAGAAGUUAAGACAGAAACAACUAUAUGCAGUACAACCACAGUUUGCAGGUUAUCCUGACCCGAUGCAACACGUUGGUGAUCCAAUAGUGACUCGAAACAUGACGUACAAUAAUGCCCAAGAUUAUCCAUCAUUGCAACAAAAUAUAAAUCAACAACGGGGAAUGCAAGAACAAUAUCAAGUAGACCAACCUCCACAAUAUCCAGGAAUGGAGCCUGAUGUCCGUCCACCUUCAUAUGCCUUAGCAACAAAUGCAGGAUAUCCAGUGCAACAACCAGGUGGACCUCCUUUGCAGCAUCAAGGGUCAAACCAGUCACAGUCUUCGAUGCAAAAGCAAUUGCCACAACAACAAGUUGGAUUGCAACAACAUCAUUUGGGCCACACUACACCUGUACCUUCCCAGCAACAAUUACAGCCUGGCCAACAGAUGCAACAUCAGGUACAGCCCAAUCAGCAACAUACUAAUCAAGCUUUGCAUCAAAGCUCUCCUCAUCAUAAACAGCCACAGCAGCAACAACAAACUCCUAAUCAACAAUUUCCUCAAUCCCAACCUUAUCAGACCCAAUCUGCUUAUCAACAACAACUAAAUCCACAGCAACAGCAGGUAUCCCAACCACAGCUAGCCCACCAACCAUCGUCGAUGCAACAGCCACAAUUCCAGCAGAUACAACCACAGCAACAAUUUGGACAACCACAGCAAGAACCACCACAACCUCAACAACUGCCACCACAACCUCAGCACCAUCCACCACAACCUCAACACCAACCUCAGCACCAACCACCACAACCUCAACAUCAACCUCCACAACCUCAGCAUCAACCACCACAACCACAGCAACAACAACAACAAUUACCACCACAGCAACAACCACAUCUCCAACAAGGGCAACACUAUCAGCAGUACCCUCCACAGCAGCAGCAAGAUUUCCAACAACAACAACAACAACAACAAUUUCCUUCCCCACAGCAGCAAUAUCAACAACCACAAGCUACACAAUAUCCUCCCAACAUGCAACAACCAGGUAAUUACCAACAACAGUUCUCUGUGAACCAACCCAUUCAAGAUGAAUUGAGUGCAAAUAUGAAAGAUCUACAAUUGAUUUCAUUUGAUUAGACAUCAUGAAUUUCUGUUUUUCAUUGUAAAAUGAAAGAACUUUAUUUAUAAAAUUGAGUGAAUAUUCUAUUAUCUGUAGUAUGUAUUACACUUGCAUUUGUGAAGAUGGAAGAUCUUGUCUGUAAAGUUACCAAGUUGAUCAAUAUGGCUACUGAGGAACAAGGAAAAUAAAGUGUUUUGCAUUAUGUUCUCAAGUGAUAUGAUUUUCAAUAUAUAAUUUGUAGCCAUUAAAGUCCUAUUUUCUGGAAAUACAAAAAGUUUAAUUUAA